Molecule: messenger RNA, 667 nt
Organism: Manduca sexta (tobacco hornworm)
Lineage: Eukaryota; Metazoa; Arthropoda; Insecta; Lepidoptera; Sphingidae
Exons: 3
Coding region: 192-563 (123 amino acids)
Source: RefSeq, a predicted model, not a curated record
AUGUCUGGUUGCUAGAAGAAAACAAAAAAACAAGUUAUCAAGCGUAAUGUCAUUGUCAUAAAACAUUUUUUUCUAGAGAAACUAAAAUAACAUCAUAAAAAUCUAAAAACCUUAAAUUUUACAAAAAAUUGAAAAAUAUUCAAAAGCUAUUGCACACAAAGAGCCAGCAUACACAGUGACGGUUUACAAUAAUGUCUGUAUUACCACGGGGAUAUGAGACUUUUCGGCCUUGUGCAAGGUACGGAUAUGUCAAGGGCGAAUACAGUAUCUACUACAAGAGGCCUCGAUAUGGACAGCCCAGGCCUCAGCCUUUCCAGAGAGAGUCCACGGCCAUUUGCUUGGGGCCUUCUAAUGCAACUGUAGAAAGACCUUGCUGUUACGACUAUCCAUGUAGAGCUCAUUGUUUCAACCACGGCGCUUCCACAAGGCCAAGUGGGAGAUACGCUCGCACCGUUUGGUACCCAGGGGAAUGCUGCCCCGUGGUAUCCCCGUGCCAGGCAUUCACUUGUCCCAACCCACCUUACCAUCCCUGCUGCUACCACACUUGUAACAAACUCGUCUAAAAUCGAAAAACAUUGUAUCUACUGUGAUUAUCCUGAGUUAUACUAAUGGUAUUUGUUUGUAAAUCGUCGCUCGUGUUGUCUAAUAAAAACAAGAGUACCUAUUA